Molecule: messenger RNA, 1105 nt
Organism: Gavia stellata (red-throated loon)
Lineage: Eukaryota; Metazoa; Chordata; Aves; Gaviiformes; Gaviidae
Gene: SSUH2
Product: ssu-2 homolog
Exons: 11
Coding region: 68-1018 (316 amino acids)
Source: RefSeq, a predicted model, not a curated record
AAAGUCCCUGCCACCACCUUUGGACCCGCCGGGCGAGCCUGGGGAGCAGAGGAGCAGGCCCCCCUUCAUGCAGCACAGCGUGCCCCCGAUGACAGAGGCAGUGGCCAGGCGAGCCCUCCUGCGCUUCGUGGCCUCCCGAUGCUGCUACGGGCGCAGAGCGGCAGGAGAGCUGGCCAUCCGGCGGCUGCGGCAGCUGGGGACCUACCGAUAUCGACUGGAGACGUUCAGUGAGUCGAGGUUAAGCGAGUGGGCAUUCGAGCCCUUCACCAACCAUGUAGGGUCGGUCCCUGGUCCUGGAGCGGCCAGAGCCCCCAGGGAUGCCCCCCUGGACCCCUGGGAUGUGGAGGUCGGGGCCCCCCCACCCUUCCAGGGCCAGACGCGGCGCUGCCGGAUGCCCCACUCGGCACUGGUCAGGGACUGUCACAGAUGCCGUGGUCACGGCCGGUCCAAGUGCGGGGUGUGCCACGGGGCAGGUCGGACGAGGUGUGUAACGUGCAAGGGAUCCCGACAGAGGCUAAAGCAGCAGAAGAGAUGCCAACUUUGUUCAGGUACAGGUCGCAAAAGGUGCAAUACCUGUUCUGGCCGGGGCAGCAAGACCUGCGCGACCUGUCAGGGCGAGAAAAAGCUCCAACAUUUCAAGCAGCUGGUGAUAACAUGGAAGAACAAUGUCUUUGAAUUUGUUUCUGAGCAUCAUCUGAACUUCCCAGGAGAGCUGCUCAGCAAAGUCAGUGGAGAGAAUAUAUUUAAAGAUGAAAAUGUGGUGGUGUACCCCAUCAUCGACUUUCCUGAGCCCGAGAUCUCCCUGGCCUCCCAGCGAGCCAUCGCAGAGCACAGUGCGGCGUUUGCCACGUCCUCCCGCAUCCUCCGGCAGCGUCAGACAAUUGAGCUAAUCCCCAUCACGGAAGUUCACUACCAGUAUUCAGGGAAGCCUUACCUCUACUACAUCUACGGGCUCGAGAACAAGGUGUAUGCGCUGGACUACCCCGAGAGGUGCUGCUGCGGCUGCACCAUCGUCUGAGAGCCGGUGCUGGGCGAAAAGCAGGAUUACGGCAGCAGUCACCCAGCCAGCCGCCCGCGGGGACGCCCCAGGGCCAUUCCCACUGCG